Durusdinium trenchii is the source of this 618-nucleotide messenger RNA. The record is from the annotation of a GenBank genome assembly. NCBI's taxonomy places the organism in Eukaryota, Dinophyceae, Suessiales, Symbiodiniaceae.
AUGGAUGCAGCGGAAGGGAGACACUGCACUGCCACCUGCGCUCAAGAGAAGAAGGUCAUCCGCGUCAAGUACGACCAGACCGUCGGCGAGGAGAUUUCCGGUUUCACCUUCAACGAGGCUUGUCCCUUGUCAUCCUUCAGCAUCGCUGGAUUCACGACGCCGGGAGGGCCCGCGCAGCUGAAGGGCGUCUUCACCGGAUGGUUCGUAGAUGUGAUCCACCUGAUCAAGAGCCUUGGCUGUGGACACCGGACGGCGCCGCUACAAGAGGCUAUAGGAACCUCCAUUCCUGCGAUCGCGGAGAACAUCGAAGGUUUUAAGAAGCGCUUGGAGGCGUUGAGAGAUGUGAAGAACAUAACUCUGGUCUUCUACAAUGGCUUGGACUUCCAGCUGCUUCCCAGCUGCGCUGUGAGCUACAAGGCGAAGCGCGUCUCGGAUGAGAUCUUGGCCCUUGCCAGCAGUGGGGGCGUUCUCUCCAUCGCCGACAUGACGGAGAAGGGCCCCGCGCGCGACGCUGGCGUCCGGACGGGCUGGCACGUGAGCCUGCACGAGCCGCUGGGGCCGGUGAGUGGCGGGUGCGGACGGCGCGUGGAGGGAGGAAGUGGAAGUGGGAGCAAUUAA